Messenger RNA from Colossoma macropomum (tambaqui), 4833 nucleotides. It is a transcript of the gene gprc5ba, whose product is annotated as G protein-coupled receptor, class C, group 5, member Ba. The record is from RefSeq and is a predicted model, not a curated record. Bases 938 to 2074 code for a protein of 378 amino acids. Lineage: Eukaryota; Metazoa; Chordata; Actinopteri; Characiformes; Serrasalmidae. Gene Ontology annotation, biological process: G protein-coupled receptor signaling pathway. Gene Ontology annotation, cellular component: intracellular membrane-bounded organelle; plasma membrane; signaling receptor complex. The transcript has 4 exons. Gene Ontology annotation, molecular function: protein kinase binding; G protein-coupled receptor activity; protein kinase activator activity.
UCUUGACUGAUCGAAUCGAACAGCUGAGGACAUGCAGUUGAGCCAACUGGAAAACAGGAGACUGAUUACUAAAAGCCUCACCGCUUUUAACCGCUACUAUAUAAGCAGUCGUGGAAUAUAGUGUAGCGGACUUUAUUUAAGGAUAAUCAUAUUUUUUCAAGUGUGGCAGAGCUGUUUAGUGAGCGUAAAGCUCUUUGCAUCUAAAGGACAAUAGCCAGAACUGAGCUUGGAAACGUUGUCGUCGAAUAUCGACAGCUGCCACGGUCGACGAGUAUUUCUCCAGCCAAGAAGGGCAACGGAGGAUUUCGUUGCUUUCUGAAAGCGUCAGGUUUUAUCCAACAAGCACCGCAAAUCAGACAACACCGAACGCCAGUUUGUCAAAUACGGAUAAUACAGUCUGUCGGGGAUUGCUGAGGAAAGUGAGACUCGACUAGCGGUCGUUGCUGUGCGGUGCCCUUCCAGUGAUCCAAGCGGAUUAAAUGAACGAUAUUUUUCUCCCUUGUGUAGGGUUCGGAUCUUUUAUUCGUUGAGGUAUAUUCUGGUUUGUUUAACAAGAAGGUGUUGUACACUAAACGCAUUAUUGAACAAAGGAUCUACACGGAUUACAGUCCUAUUCUGCAACAGAAUACGAAUAAGAAUCUCAGUGGACUCUUUACACUGUUUUGCAAUGUGUAUUAAUGCAGUAACGCUUGUUUAAGGCUCCCAAUAGAAAUCUGCACCACAAAAAAUAGUCACUCAGGUCGCAUAGAAGUGGGCUGCUGAGACGUGUAUAGGAUAGAUAUUGCUAACAUCACCAGGGUUGAAAAUCCGAAAUGUGACAUUUUUCCAUUUGCCCUCAAAAACGUCCGUCACGUAACCGCUGCAUUUGCUUGCUGAGGAUCUGUUUACACCGGUCAAGGUGGCAUAUUUUCCAGUGCUGAUCUUUCUCCUUCCUAUUAUGGUCAUGAGUUUUGCUCAGAAAGAAGAGCCUGCAGUACCACGGGGCUGUGGAUUUGGCCUGACACGCCCCUAUACUCUCCUGUGUGACCUGGAGACUGUUUGGGGUGUGGUGGUGGAGGGCUUGGCUGGUGGAGGCACUCUGGCUGCCAUCCUUUUGGCUCUGGUGCUGCUAUGUCGCCUUCGUUCAGUGACCGAGGCCGAGAAGCGAAGCGGCGUGGGCCCCAUUCUCCUGCUGCUUGUGGGCAUCGUUGGUCUUUUCGGCCUGAGCUUUGCCUACCUCAUCGAGCAUAAUGAGAGCCUGUGUGUGAUACGUCGCGCCUUAUGGGGAGCCCUGUUUGCUCUCUGUUUCUCCUGUAUGCUGGCCCAGGGUGUAAGGCUGCGGCAGUUGGUACGAGAGCAACGUUGCCCUGGCGGAUGUGCUCUCACUGGGCUUGCUCUCGGUCUGGCAGCAGUCCAGGGCAUUGUGGCAGCUGAGUGGUUGCUCUUAACAGUGCUGCGACAGGGUCAGCCCGCCUGCCAGUAUGAGCCACUGGACUUUGCCUUGGCCUGCUCUUAUGUGCUGGCACUUUUGCUUGCUGCCCUAGUAGCAGCAGUGCUAGCACUGUGCGGGAGGGCUCAGCCUUGGCGCUGUAAUGCUGUAUGGCUUCUUGUCUCCUGCCUGCUGUCCAUUUUACUGUGGGCUGCCUGGAUGGGCUUCUACCUCUACGGCAACGCAGCACUGGGGAAAGCUCCAGAAUGGGAUGAGCCUGCAUUGGCUGUGGCAUUGGUAGCACAGGGCUGGCUAUUGCUGCUAUGCCAUGCUGCACCUGAGGCCCAUGGCUGUCUACAACCUCCACCGCAGCCUUCUGCUCCGGACUACUUUGACACCUCACAGAACUCUUCACGCUUGAGGGAAACCAGUUUUGAUGAAGAUAUUCCACUCUCACACAGACAGUUUGUAGAGAAUCAGGGAUAUGCAUUUGAUGAAAAUGCUGCAGGGCUGAGGAGUGGAGGCCACCAUAAUGGUAACACAGGAACCAGACCCAGCGCCCCUUUCCGCAGUAAUGUCUACCAACCAACUGAGAUGACCAUGAUACUGAAUGGGGGAACAGUCCCAUCUGCACCCCCCACAUACACAGGAAGGCAGCUGUGGUAAAGGAGCACUGGACAAAGAGGAGAUGGAAAGAAGCAUGAAGGACAAAAGAUCCUGAAUUUGGAGGGCAAAGCCCUGAUGGCACUAAUGAUCCUAACUUUUGUAGGAAUGACCCCCAGCACUGCAGUGUGACUGGAAUGAGUGAGGACUCUUGACUUGUGUAUAUGUGUGAGUGUUUGACCUUGUAGCUUCCAAGAAUUGAAGGAGCACUGCAAAGAAUACUGUGAUUUAUAGCUGUGGUUAUGUCCCAGAGUUGAACAAAAUAUGGAUUACUUUCAACAAUUACCUUGUCAAAGUAAACAGAGCAAAUAUUGGUGAUUUUUAGUCAUCACUGUCUUGCUCUACAGGUGUGUUUGAGUUUUACUUUUACUUAUUUAUUUUGUUAAUUAUUAUUUUAAACUCGUUUCAUCUUAUUAUUACUAUUGUCUCUUCUUUCAAAAUACAUAAGAAUACAUAAGUUUGACAAUCCACAGUCACUUCAGAUGCAUUUCUUCAAGUUGAUAUUCAGGGUAAAUAGAAGAAAAAUCUAACCUGCUUGGCAUGUGUGUGUGUGAGAAGGAUUGCUUGUUUACCUUCCACUUACACUGCAGUGUCAGGCUGCGUGACCUGCCACAAAGCCUUUUCCUUUCAAGACCCUGGGCUUAAACUUCAGUCCGUCUAAUGAUAGGCACUGCUUGGUUAUGUAUAUUUAAAACUUCUCGAUAGUCCCUCUUCCCAGCAGUCUAACUGGCUAUACUCUGCCACCCUAUUAACACCAGCCUAAAUUACAGCAAGUUGGUUUGAGAAUAGUGGGAUGUGGGGGAAGACAUGGUUGGGUAUCGGGAUGGAUUGUGAAUCUAGGUCAGAUGUCUGCCAUCAAACACACUCAUACACAUACACACAUGCACACACACACACCCACCCCCAUUAUUCUUUUUUACUACUGUCACCUUAUAUACAGUAUAAAUUAGAAGAUUUGCACAAAGGAGGUGACAGAUUUUUUUGAGAGUGAUAUAAGAUUGGACUGUGAGUGUUGCCAUGCCAGUACUAAGAUGGACUCCGUCAAAGAGCUUUAUCACUGGAAGGGAUUGCUGGGUAGAUGAAUAACAUACUGUGAUUUGUUAUAUAAAGAUCUGUCAUUGGCUUGGUUUCCCGUAAGUCAGAUUGGGUAAAAUGAUGAGGAAUUGUAUAUAUAAAGAUAAGUUGAGAAGGACGGAUAGUGAUACUGUGUUUCUGACUGUGAUAGUUCAUUAUUAGUUACAACAUGGAUACACCCUGCCUGUGGGAAAUGAUCAACUGUGUACCUGUGUAUGUCUGUGUGAGGGAGAGAGACAGAGUGUGAAUGAGUGUGGAGUGGAUGGCAGUGCUUUUUCUCUGUGUUGUCAGGAAACACUUCUCUCCUUUCUCUGCCUGUGUUGAUGUCCUGUGCCAAGGCAGACUCAGUUUUAUACAGGGUCUCUGUGUAAAUUCAUUCCCUUCUCCUAGGUAAUUGAAAUGUACAUACUAGUGACUUUUCCUGUGUUUUUUCUUUUUCUUUUUACUAAACAUAACAAUAAGGAGACAGCCUUCUCAAUAAAGUAAAAAAAUCCCCUUUUCCUGUUGUGGAACUGCUGAAUUGGUGUCCCCUUGACUUUUUGCACAUUUUGGAUUUUUUUAAAAAUAGUAUUUCAAAUAAUUAACCAAUUUUCUUUCAUAGAUACAAAUUCAGUUUUGAUUAAGGGAUCGUGUCAACUUUUAGUUUCCUUUGAUGUAUCUUUUUAACAAUAUCAUUUUAGUGAAUGAAAAUGUAGACACCCCCCCUCCUUUUUCUAAUAAUGCUCAUUAUUACACUAUUUUGGGUUAGAGCUGUAUAUGACACAGAGUGAUAACAUCGCUAAAUGUGGUUUAAAAAAAAAAUAAAAUAAAAAAAACUUAACCACACAGUGACUGGGAUCACAAACCACUAGUGGCACUACAGUGAAGGUAUAACAUGGAAUAAAUCUUUUAAGAAAGCCUUAUAACACAGCAUUAAGAGUAUAAUAACAGGCCUUUUUGUUGCUGAUGGAGUGCACAAACAAGGCACAUUACUGUGGUAAAUACACAGUCCCACAUACAGGUUUAUUGUGAAAUAUGUAUGUGUGCAAAUAGGAGCUAUAUAUACAUAUACACACAUACAUACUUUGUAGAAUUUGCACUUAUCAACUAUGUGUAUGUGCAUGCUCACAUCCACAUUAAAAGUUCUGUGUCAGUUUGUGUGACAUCAAGCUCAAUGUAUUAUAUGAUGGCACAAACAUGUCUUGCAUUUCUUGAAUCACAACAUAGUGAUGGAAAUUAAUGUGUCUGAUGUGUUAAAAAUAAUAAAGAGGAUAGACCAAAAUGCCCUUUAAGCUUCCUACAACAGCAUCAAUGCACUUCAACAGCACUUCCUCUGAUGUUCUGGGGCUGAAGGUAAAGAAAGUGAAAGACAGUAGUUCCAGGUACAUCUUCUCCCUGUUCAAUAAUUAUAGUAAAAAGGUGGUGAGAUUUACACAUUACACUGUUUGUGAGGUUGGUAUUCCUGACCCCAUUUGUGUUAAUGUAUAGCUUGAGUCCUGAUUUUUUUUAUGUGGUUUAAAUUACCCACUCCUUAAUUGUCUUAUCUUCAGACAAUUAGGGACAGUUGAUAGGAGUGGUGCCAGUUUAUCAUAGCUGUGACACAGCAUGCCUAUAUGUACAACUUGUUUCCCCAAUUAAAAAAAAGUUCACUGUUUCUGUAAAAGAAUCCAGACAAUGACUGAAUAAAGUGUUAUCUUUGUAGUUAUUAA